Messenger RNA from Drosophila takahashii, 1998 nucleotides. RefSeq names its product NADP-dependent malic enzyme. Gene Ontology annotation, cellular component: mitochondrion. The record is from RefSeq and is a predicted model, not a curated record. Lineage: Eukaryota; Metazoa; Arthropoda; Insecta; Diptera; Drosophilidae. Gene Ontology annotation, biological process: malate metabolic process; pyruvate metabolic process. Gene Ontology annotation, molecular function: malate dehydrogenase (decarboxylating) (NADP+) activity; NAD binding.
CGGACAGUAAUACCCCACAUUGUUAUACCUUACAUAUCCCAGCACACUUCCCACCCCCGAGAACGCAUCAUGCCCGGGGAUACGAUCCAGAAAUCGCCCAGGACGAGCCGGGAGAAGGCCGAGAAAAAGAGGAAGGACGAGGAGAAGGCGGCGUACGAGCAGAAGUGCGUGAGCGAUUUCGAAAGGAUUCAAAGGAUCGACUCGAUGCCCCGCCACGGCGACACCUUCUGGCGGACGGACACCCGGAUGUCGGCGGCCAAGCUGAAUGGUCUGUGGAUGCUGAAUAACUGCAACUACAACAAGGGACUGGCCUUUACACUGAACGAAAGACGAGUGCUGUCGAUCCACGGCCUGCUGCCGGUGGCGGUGCGAACCAUCGAGGAGCAGGUGAUGGCCUGUGCCCAGACCAUCGAAUCCUUCAGCACCCACAUGCAGCGCUACAUGUACCUGACUUUCCUGUCCCGUCGAAAUAGACGGCUGUUCUACUACCUGCUGCUCAGCAAUCCCGAUCGCUAUGUCCCACUCACCGAUGCCAAUGGGUCGCUGGAGGCCCUGCAAAUCCACCGCUUGCUGCACGCGGUGGGCCACGGCCUGUUCAUCUGCAUCAAGGACCUGGGUCACAUUCCCCAGAUCCUGGCCAAUUGGCCGACCCGCCUGGUUCGCUGCCUGCUGGUGAGCAAUGGGGCUUCUGUUUUGAGCCUGGGCGACCUGGGUGUCGACCAGAUGCCCGUGCUCCUUUCGAAUAUCCACCACAGCGUGGUCUUUGGCGGCAUCCAUCCGGAUCACUGCUUGGCCGUCAUGCUGGAUGUGGGCACCAACAACGAGCAGCUGUGGCAGGAUGCGGCCUACACGGGUCUCAAGGAGCCCCGGGCCUCGGACGAGCUGUACGAGAAGUUCUUCGAGGAGUUCACCCUGGCGGUCAUUCAGCAGUACGGCUCCCACGCCCUCAUCCUCUGCAAGGACUUUGAGGCCCAUAGGGCCAAGAGGCAGGUCGAACUCUACCGUGCUCGCCAGUGCAUCGUGGACGUGGACUUCCAGUGCCUGGCUGCCGUGGCCUUGGCCGGAGUGAUUGUGUGCAAUCGCCUGAAGAGGGUCUUCUUCUCGGCCAACACUUUUCUGUUCUACGGCGGCGAUGCCAUCAACAUUGGCAUGGCUAGACUUUGCAUGGCCCUGCUGAAGAGGGAGGGCAUCAUCGAGAUGAAGGCCCGCGAGCGAAUUUGGUUCUUCGAUGCCAAGGGAUUGGUGGUGAUGAACAGGCCGGAUAUUCCGGAGGAGCUGCUGGAAUUCGCCAAUCCUCGAGAGCCCAUCGCCGGCCUGGUGGAGGCUAUUCAGGAACUGAAGCCCAACGUACUGGUGGGUGGAUCCUCGCAGCCGAAAAGCUUCACGCCAGAUGUCCUGCGGGCCAUGGAGAAGAGCUCCGAUCAGCCGGUGAUCUUCGCCUUGUCGCGACCCCGCGAACAGGCCGAGUGUUCGGCGGAGGAUGCCUUUUCCUAUACGAAGGGCCGCUGCAUCUUCAUCUCGGGCUCGAAGCUGCCGCCGCUGAAGUACGCCAACAGGUGGUAUCAGCCGGGUCACUGCACCAGCAGCUACUUGGUGGCCGGCCUGAGCUGCGGCGUCAUGCUGGCCGGCUUUACCACCAUUCCGGACGAGGCCUUCUGCGUGGCCGCCGAGCGAUUGGCCAGCCUCGUCUGGCCCUGCGACCUGGAAAAGCGGAACGUCUACCCGCCGAUGCGGAAGAUUCAGUGCAUCAGCCUGCAGAUGGCCGAGGCCAUCUUCACGUACGCCUUUCGACGCGGCCUGGCCACCCUGUGGCCGCAGCCCGAGAAUCCCAUGGAGUUCAUCAAGGCCUCCAUGUACACCGCCGAGUACCGCAUGAAUAUCGUCGACGUUUACUGCAUGCAGAACCGCAGUAUCGCCACCACCGAAUCCCGCAAAUACUACACGCUUAACAUCUAGGACCUGUACUUACUUAGGGACCAUUAUUAAAACGAAGUGAAC